AUGCACGCCUCUUCAGAGAGGAAUGAGGUACAGGAAGCAGGACCACAUCUAGCUGCUGGGGUUUGGAAUGCCAAGUGUCAAGUGACAAAAGGCAUCUUGACCCAGUCAGAGGUGACCCAAGACAAAGGGAGGGAGAUGGAAGAGCAGGACCCAGAAGGAGCUGCAGCUGGCAAGACAGCAAGCAAAGGCCCCCCUCCCACCCAAGCUGGGAGUGGUGGUGAAGGCUGGGAAAGCCCCGUGCCAGAGACACCUUUUCAGGUCAUGGAGAACUCAGAGGUGCAUGGCCUACACUUCCGGCAGUUCCAGCACCGUGAGGCUGAUGGGCCCCGAGAGGUUUGCAGCCGGCUCCAUCAACUCUGCAGCCACUGGCUGAAGCCAGAGAGGAACUCCAAGAAGCAGAUGGUGGACCUGGUGAUCCUGGAGAGGUUCCUAGCCCUCCUGCCCCAGGAAAUGCAGCGCUGGGUCAGGGAAUGUGGGCCGGAGACCAGUUCCCAGGCGGUGGCCUUGGCCGAAGGCUUCCUCCUGAGUCAGGCCGAGGAGAAGAGGCAGGCAGAGCAGAUGUGGGGACUAUCCUUGGAGAGAGAAGCUCCAUUCCCUGAGGCAGAACGAGGUUCCUUGGAGGGAGGGCAGAGGGCGCAGGCCCAGGAGGGUGCCCAAGAUGCCCUCUCUUGUGGCAGUGGAGAGAUGCUGUUGAGUCAUUCCAGAGGUGUGGAAACAUCUGCUUUACCUCCAGUCCAGUGCCCCUUUUCCUUUGAGGAGGUGUCCAUCUGUUUCACCCCAGCAGAAUGGGACCUACUUGAUCCGGGCCAGAAAACUCUCUACAGGGAAGUCAUGCGGGAGAACUAUCGGAGCGUCAUCUCUCUGGAAGGGAUAAGAGAGACUUUUAUGGAGAAAGACAAUGAUUUCACAUCUGAAGAAAGGCUGGAAAGUUUCUCAAGGGGAUCCCAAGAACAUACUUCCUUCCCAACUCAGCGGGCUGAGAAGGAUGAUCAGAGAAACGAGGAGGGUGGGGAACUUCUCCAGCACUUGCCAGAUCAAGAUCAAGACUUGAAAGAAAACAAAAGAUAUCGAAGCAGACCUAAGAGAAAGGAAGGCAGCUGUAAGGUUGAGAAGAGGAAAGAAAAAAGGAUUAAUGUACAUUUUCCAAAGCAGAGAAUAAUUAAGGCAUGUACAUCCAGUCAGUAUAGAAAGUACUUCAAAAAUAGAUCACAGCUCCUUGUGCACCAAAGAGGACACAAAGGCAAGAAACCUUCUGAAUAUUCAGAGUGUGGAAAGAGAUUCAGUCACAGUGGCACUCUUCAACAGCAUCAAAGAACCCACACUGGGGAGAAACGUUUUGAAUGCUCAGAGUGUGGAAAGAGAUACAGUCACAGAGGCACUCUUCGACACCAUCUAAGAACCCAUACAGGGGAGAAACCUUUUGAAUGUUCAGAGUGUGGGAAGAGAUUCAGUCAGAGUGGCCAGCUUAAACAGCAUCAGAGAACGCACACAGGGGAGAAACCUUUUGAAUGCUCAGAAUGUGGAAAGAAAUUCAGUGACCGUGGCAGUCUUCGACUCCAUCUAAGAACCCACACAGGGGAGAAACCUUUUGAAUGCUCAGAAUGUGGAAAGAGAUUCAGUGGCCGUGGCAAUCUUCGACACCAUCUAAGAACCCACACAGGGGAGAAACCUUUUGAAUGUUCAGAGUGUGGAAAGAGAUUCUGUCGGAGUGGCCAUCUUCAACUGCAUCAGAGAACCCACACAGGAGAGAAACCUUUUGAAUGUUCAGAGUGUGGGAAGAGAUUCAGUCGGAUUGGCCAUCUUCAACUGCAUCAGAGAACCCACACAGGGGAGAAACCUUUUGAAUGCUCAGAAUGUGGAAAGAAAUUCAGUUACCGUAACAGUCUUCGAUACCAUCUAAGAACCCACACAGGGGAGAAACCUUUUGAAUGUUUAGAGUGUGGGACGAGAUUCAGUCUGAGUGGCACUCUUCAACUGCAUCAAAGAACUCACACAGGGGAAAAACCUUUUGAAUGUUUUGAGUGUGGAAAGAGAUUCAGUCAGAGUGCCCCUCUUCGGCAGCAUCAAAGAACUCACACAGGAGAGAAACCGUUUGAAUGCUCAGAAUGUGGAAAGAAAUUCAGUGACCAUGGCAGUUUUCGACACCAUCUAAGAACCCACACAGGGGAGAAACCUUUUGAAUGUUCAGAGUGUGGGAAGAGAUUCAGUCAGAGUGGCCAGCUUAAACAGCAUCAGAGAACCCACACAGGGGAGAAACCUUUUGAAUGCUCAGAAUGUGGAAAAAAAUUCAGUGUCCGUGUUAGUCUUCGACGCCAUCUAAGAACCCAC
Heteronotia binoei (common prickly gecko) is the source of this 2328-nucleotide messenger RNA. Its product is annotated as zinc finger protein 436-like. The record is from RefSeq and is a predicted model, not a curated record. Gene Ontology annotation, molecular function: DNA-binding transcription factor activity; RNA polymerase II cis-regulatory region sequence-specific DNA binding. The transcript is spliced from 7 exons. The annotation marks the transcript as partial. Gene Ontology annotation, biological process: regulation of transcription by RNA polymerase II. NCBI's taxonomy places the organism in Eukaryota, Metazoa, Chordata, Lepidosauria, Squamata, Gekkonidae.